Messenger RNA from Callorhinus ursinus (northern fur seal), 6081 nucleotides. RefSeq names its product TBC1 domain family member 4 (gene TBC1D4). The record is from RefSeq and is a predicted model, not a curated record. NCBI's taxonomy places the organism in Eukaryota, Metazoa, Chordata, Mammalia, Carnivora, Otariidae.
CCUAGGCGCUAGCGCGAGGAAGGAGGAUGACGAUUUAACCCGCGCUCUCCUGCCAGUCCGGUUACGGGGCGCCUCCGCCUCGGAGCCUCCGAGCCGCGCCGGGGGGAGUGCCGCAUGGGGCAGGGCCGCUGAAGCGCGGAGUUCGUGGUCUUGCCGUGCCAGAGAGGGCGCGGGGGUCGGGUGCGGCAGUUGGCACAGUUUCGGCGGCGCCUUCAGCGCGGGAGUUGGGGGCGCGGCACGCCUACCCGGCCGCCUCGGUGUCUUCGUGAGGCGCGAGUUAUGGAGCCCCCCAGCUGCAUUCAGGAUGAGCCGUUCCCGCACCCUCUGGAGCCCGAGCCGGGCGCUCCUGCGCAACCGGGCGCCGGGAAGCCGGGCGACAAACGGUUUCGGCUGUGGUACGUGGGGGGGUCGUGCCUGGACCGCAGGACCACGCUGCCCAUGCUGCCCUGGCUCAUGGCUGAGAUCCGCCGGCGCAGCCAGAAGCCCGAGGCGGGCGGCUGCGGGGCGCCGGCCACCCGCGAGGUGCUCUUGGUGCUCAGCGCGCCCUUCCUGCGCUGUGUCCCCGCUCCGGGCGUCGGGGCCGCGGGCCCCGCGGCGGCGCAGCCCAACCCGGCGGUGUUCAUCUUCGAGCACAAGGCACAGCACAUCUCGCGCUUCAUUCACAACAGCCACGAUCUCACCUACUUUGCCUACCUGAUCAAGGCGCAGCCCGACGACCCCGAGUCGCAGGUGGCCUGCCACGUUUUCCGCGCCACAGACCCCAAUCAGGUUCCGGAUGUGAUCAGCAGCAUAAGGCAGUUAUCCAAAGCUGCCAUGAAAGAGGAUGCCAAAGCCAGCAAAGACAGCGAGGAUGCCUUUUACAACUCUCAGAAGUUCGAAGUCCUGUAUUGCGGGAAGGUGACGGUGACCCACAAGAAGGCCCCGUCGAGCCUCAUCGAUGACUGCAUUGAGAAGUUCAGCCUGCACGAGCAGCAGCGCCUGAGGAUCCAGGGCGAGCAGCGCGGCGCGGAUGCGGGUGACGACCCGGUGGACUUCGAGGCCGCGGCGCCCGGCCCAGCCGCCGCCAUCCUGUCCGAGGAAGGGGACGGCGUCCCCAACACCCAGCCUGCCUUACCGGCCGCGGCCAGCCAGCCGGGGCUGCCCAGCUCUCGAGCUGGCUUCCCGGAGCGGAUUCUGGAAGAUUCUGGCUUUGAUGAACAGCAGGAGUUCCGGUCUCGGUGCAGCAGCGUCACCGGAGUCUUGCAAAGGAAAGUUCACGAGAACAGCCAAAAACCACUGCCGCGAAGGAGGCACGCCAGUGCGCCGAGUCACGUCCAGCCGUCGGAUUCCGAGAAGAACAGGACGAUGCUGUUCCAGGUUGGGCGGUUUGAGAUUAACCUUAUCAGUCCAGACACCAAAUCAGUUGUGCUUGAAAAGAAUUUUAAAGAUAUCUCUUCUUGUUCUCAGGGUAUCGAGCAUGUAGAUCAUUUUGGCUUCAUCUGUCGGGAGUCAGCAGAGCCCGGGAUGAGCCAGUAUAUCUGCUAUGUGUUCCAGUGUGCCAACGAAUCUCUGGUCGAUGAGGUAAUGCUGACUCUGAAACAGGCCUUCAGCACGGCAGCUGCCCUGCAGAGUGCCAAGACCCAGAUUAAGCUGUGUGAGGCCUGCCCUAUGCACUCUUUGCAUAAGCUCUGUGAAAGGAUUGAAGGUCUCUACCCGCCGAGAGCCAAGCUGGUAAUACAGAGGCAUCUCUCAUCACUGACAGAUAACGAGCAAGCGGACAUCUUUGAGCGAGUUCAGAAAAUGAAGCCAAUCAGUGACCAGGAGGAGAAUGAACUUGUGAUUUUACAUUUGAGGCAGCUGUGUGAAGCCAAGCAGAAGACACACAUUCACAUUGGAGAAGGCCCAUCGACUAUUUCAAAUAGUACAAUCCCAGAAAAUGCAACAAGCAGUGGAAGGUUCAAACUUGACAUUCUGAAAAAUAAAGCUAAGAGAUCUUUAACUAGCUCCCUGGAAAAUAUCUUCUCAAGGGGAGCUAACAGAAUGAGAGGUCGGCUUGGGAGUAUGGACAGCUUUGAACGAUCCAACAGUCUUGCUUCGGAGAAGGACUAUUCACCAGGAGACUCUCCACCGGGGACACCACCAGCCUCCCCACUGUCCUCAGCUUGGCAAACGUUCCCUGAAGAGGAUUCUGACUCCCCACAGUUUCGAAGACGGGCGCACACGUUCAGCCACCCACCUUCAAGCACAAAGAGAAAGCUGAAUUUGCAGGAUGGGAGAGCUCAUGGUGUUCGCUCCCCUCUUCUGAGGCAGAGCUCCAGCGAACAGUGCAGCGAUGGAGAAGGGAGAAAAAGGACCUCGUCUACUUGCAGUAAUGAAUCUCUAAACGCUGGAGGAACCCCUGUCACCCCUCGUCGAAUCUCCUGGCGGCAGCGCAUUUUCCUCAGGGUUGCUUCUCCCAUGAACAAAUCUCCCUCAGCGAUGCAGCAGGAUGGACUGGACAGGAAUGAACUGCUACCACUAUCCCCUCUUGCUCCAACCAUGGAGGAGGAACCACUGGUUAUAUUCUCGUCUGACGAAGAUGACCCAGAGAAGGCUGAAGAAAGAAGGAAAUCAGAAGAACUGAGGAGUUUGUGGAGAAAAGCCAUACACCAACAAAUCUUGUUGCUUCGAAUGGAGAAAGAAAACCAGAAACUUGAAGCAAGCAGAGAUGAACUCCAGUCCAGAAAAGUUAAACUGGACUAUGAAGAAGUUGGUGUAUGUCAGAAGGAGGUCUUAAUAACCUGGGAUAAGAAGUUGUUGAACUGCAGAGCUAAAAUCAGAUGUGAUAUGGAAGAUAUUCAUAUUUCUCUUAAAGAAGGUGUUCCCAAAAGUCGACGAGGAGAAAUUUGGCAGUUCCUGGCUUUACAAUAUCGUCUAAGGCACAGGUUGCCCAAUAAGCAACAACCUCCUGACAUAUCCUAUAAAGAACUUUUAAAGCAGCUCACUGCUCAACAGCAUGCUAUUCUUGUGGAUUUGGGAAGGACAUUUCCUACUCACCCUUAUUUUUCAGCACAGCUUGGGGCAGGGCAGCUCUCACUCUUUAACCUCUUGAAAGCCUACUCACUGCUGGACAAAGAAGUGGGUUACUGUCAGGGGAUCAGCUUUGUGGCUGGAGUCCUGCUUCUGCACAUGAGCGAAGAGCAAGCCUUUGAAAUGCUGAAAUUCCUCAUGUAUGACCAGGGCUUCCGCAAGCAGUACAGACCUGACAUGAUGUCGCUGCAGAUUCAAAUGUACCAGCUGUCCAGGCUCCUUCAUGACUAUCACAGAGAUCUCUACAAUCAUCUUGAAGAAAAUGAAAUCAGCCCCAGUCUUUAUGCUGCCCCCUGGUUCCUCACAUUGUUUGCCUCUCAGUUUCCACUAGGGUUUGUAGCCAGAGUUUUUGAUAUUAUUUUUCUUCAGGGAACUGAAGUUAUAUUUAAGGUUGCACUCAGUCUGCUGAGCAGCCAGGAGACACUUAUAAUGGAAUGUGAAAACUUUGAAAGUAUUGUUGAAUUUCUUAAAACCACACUACCUGAUAUGAAUACAUCUGAAAUGGAAAAAGUCAUUACCCAGGUUUUUGAGAUGGAUAUUUCUAAACAGUUACAUGCCUAUGAGGUGGAAUAUCACGUUCUGCAGGAUGAGCUUCAGGAAUCAUCAUAUGCCUGUGAGGAUAGUGAACCUAUGGAGAAGCUGGAGAGGGCCAACAGCCAACUGAAAAGACAAAACAUGGACCUCCUAGAAAAGUUACAGAUAGCUCAUGCUAAAAUCCAGACCUUGGAAUCCAAUCUGGAAAACCUUCUGACCAGAGAGACCAAAAUGAAGUCUUUAAUCCGGACUCUGGAACAAGAGAAAAUGGCUUAUCAAAAGACAGUGGAUCAGAUCCGGAAGCUGCUGCCAGCCGAUGCGCUCGCCAGUUGCGAAUCAUUGCUAAGAGACCUCACUUGCAACCCUAACAACAAAGCCAAGACAGGAAACAAGCCAUAAUUGAAGAAGCACCACAUCAGCAGAACGGCUCUUAGAAUGGUGAAGAAGGGAAGCGUCUGCGUGCUGCCGGCCCAACGCUGGACACCGGAGCUGACGGAACCACUGCAGUCUGGUGCUGAGCCCUAGUCCUCGAGGGUGGACCUCGCUCUCGUUAGAGUACGCCAAUCCUAAGCCAUUGUACAUAUGUAGACUGGUUUUAUGUUGUUGACUAUGUACAUAGACAUAAAAUGGACAUAAAGAGUUCAUGCCUUCAGAUCAAAGGAGUAGAUGUAUAUUUAGAGUAAUUUUUUAAAUCAAAACUUCAUGAAAUCCACACCAAAGGGAAGUUAAAAUGAAAUUCCCCUUGGACAUAGGUGAAAUCAUUUUGUCUUUGUAGUGAAACAAAGCUAGAGCAUCUUUGUAUAUUGAAAUAUACUUGAAAAAAAUGAAUGUAUUUUUUUCUCCAAAGAACAGCAUGUUUCACUCAAUGGUGGAGAGGUAGAAACAUUUGUGUAACUUUAUGUAUAUCUGUCUUAAAAUCUACUGACAUUAUGUAUAUCUGAGGAAAAUGACAAAUUGCCAAUUAUGCUCCUAUGGGUUUUUCAGGAAGGUGGGGGCCUUCCUCCCCCGCCUGCUUUGUGCCAACUAGCAUGUUGUUGUCUACAUGCAUUUUGAGUCAGGUUAGGCAUGACUUUGGACAUGCAUAAGGAGAAAGCAAGACAUCGUCGUGGAGUCUACCCACCCAGCUCAGGGUGAAAGAGAAUGUUGCUAAUUUCUCAGCAAAUUAGACCAGCAUUGUUACUCAAACUAAAAAUAUCAGGCCUCCACAAUUUCAUUUAGGACCUAAAUUGUCUAGAUCAACUUUCUAUUUUUUAUUUAAAUGACUCCUUACAGUCAUAAAUGGGCUCCCUUUUACUUGGUGCCAUAGUUGGUGACAAGGAUUUGUCAUUUUCCCACUUACAGGAGCUCCUAAUUUAAUUCUCUCUACCUUAAAUGAAAGGGAAAUUAUGAUUGGUUUUCUAAAGAUAAUAUGCUGUGUUGAGACACUUUUUUUUUUUUGCCAACUGAUUGAAUCUAAUAAGCUCUCAAUCAUCUUUCCCUUGUAUGUGAAAGUUUGUGAGAACUGUGAAAUGUUUAAGAAUAAACUGUUGAAAUCCAUUGGAGAGAAGUGGAAAGUGGCAUCAAGCUCUUCUAAGACCUACUUCUGUGUUUGAACUCCCAGCUUCCUCAGCCUACAGCUUAUCAGAGGACAUUCAUGCAUGCUGGGUAUGUGGAGGAAAAGUAAUUUUCAAAGUACACAUGCAGUUCUCCAUUUCAGAGAUGAUUCUAUGGUAGUGCCUCUGAAAGUUGAUGCAGCAUUUUUGCCUUUCCAAACAAUAUUAUCAUUUCUGCUUUUUGCAGUCCUUAUCACAGAUGGAUCACUUGGGAUAAUUUUCUUCAGAGGGAGUUUUUUAUACACUAGCCACAGUGUAUUAUAGGUUAGAAGGGCAAAGCUCUCAAGGUUUGGGAAAACCUUGAAGAGCAGAUGAUAAGCAUCUGAACCCCUGCCUUUACACCAUUACUCAGUGUAAAUGUAAUGAUUCUUGUUUCAAAUCAUCAUGCCUUCUAAUCCAGUUUUUUUAAAAAAGAAAAUAAAAUCUUAUUAGGAAAGUUAAUGUAAUUUCUAGCUCUAGGAAAUGCAGAUUCUAGGUCCCCUAUUAAGUUGGGGUUAUCAACUGAUUUGUUGCUUGGACUCCCUCAAAUUUCUCUUAUUUGUAGGAGAGGUUUUUCCUAUGAGGAAUAUGACAGAUACCAUCUGGUUACUGUCUGAUAUGAGAAUUACCUUAUGUUUGUGAUAUACAGGCGGUAGCCAAAGAAUCUUUAAGUUGGGAAAAGAAACUUUCCCUUUCAGUUCAGUUUCAAGUAAAUUUUAUUCUGGAUAUUCAAAGUCAACGUCAUGAGCUGUGUUACAGUGUUCAGAGAUUAAAAUGUCUUAGAUACAGUAUUUCUUCUGAAAAUGAAUUUUCUUUUUCUUUUGUGACUUUUUUAAAUGUUGCACCAGUUAUGCUUAUGCAUUGUUACAUCUUCAUCCAAUUAAUGUAAUGUCUAGCUCAUUUCCAAUAAAUCUAUUGCUACGGUUUC